Messenger RNA from Oncorhynchus kisutch (coho salmon), 2493 nucleotides. RefSeq names its product cell division control protein 42 homolog. The coding region runs from base 416 to 991 and encodes 191 amino acids. Gene Ontology annotation, molecular function: GTPase activity; GTP binding. Gene Ontology annotation, biological process: small GTPase-mediated signal transduction. The record is from RefSeq and is a predicted model, not a curated record. Lineage: Eukaryota; Metazoa; Chordata; Actinopteri; Salmoniformes; Salmonidae. The transcript is spliced from 6 exons.
GUAGGUUGUCACGAGUGCACUGAUAUAAGUAGGACACGUGACACCCGGGCAACUUUGAGAAAAAACACUUUAUAUCGGAGCCUGUUGUUCAUACGCGUAUCUGUCCUCUCAUUGGCUAGAAUGCUGAUCUUGCCUCCCCCUACUGCCUUCCAUUUUAUAAGACAUUUAUUUGAAUUGUUAGAGCGGCCAGUUGAGUAUCUGGUGGUCAAUAUAAUUGAUCGUCUGUGGUUUCAUAGCCCCAGAGCCAUAUCCGCCCGAAGUUUACCUCUACAUUAUUUGCUAUCGUGCACCCCCUACUGGUGUUGACUGGGAUCACACGCACUGGCACUAGCAGCAGAGAACCAAGCAGCUGCCAACGCCCGGUGAAGUAAAUACCAGAUUCAGUGAGGAAAAGACAAAAGUAGACAGCACAAAUAUGCAGACGAUUAAAUGUGUUGUGGUUGGUGAUGGAGCGGUGGGAAAAACCUGCCUUUUGAUUUCAUACACAACCAACAAAUUCCCCUCUGAAUAUGUACCAACAGUGUUUGAUAACUAUGCAGUAACUGUCAUGAUUGGUGGUGAGCCGUACACCCUAGGAUUAUUUGAUACUGCAGGUCAGGAGGAUUAUGACAGGUUACGACCUUUGAGCUAUCCCCAGACUGAUGUUUUUCUAGUUUGUUUCUCUAGUGUUUCACCCUCUUCAUUUGAGAAUGUUAAAGAAAAGUGGGUACCUGAAAUCACUCACCACUGUCCCAAGACACCAUUCCUUCUCGUUGGAACUCAGAUUGAUCUGAGAGAUGACCCUUCCACAGUAGAGAAGCUGGCCAAGAACAAACAGAAGCCCAUCAGCCCUGAGAUGGCUGAGAAGCUCGCCCGUGACCUGAAGGCAGUCAAAUAUGUUGAGUGCUCUGCCCUGACACAGCGAGGUCUGAAGAAUGUAUUUGAUGAAGCUAUCCUAGCAGCUCUAGAACCUCCUGAAACCCAGCGAAAGAGAAAGUGCUGUCUGUUCUGAUGAUAAGCGUCUUUUAAAAUCUUGCUUUGCCUCUGAUCGUCUGCUGCUUCUUUAAUGUCAAGAAAUUACUGUCUGUCAACUAACCAAGUUGCUCUUUUAAAACGUGUGCCCAUUAACUGCUUUCAUUUCAAUGUCUGAUUUAGUUUUGACUUACCCUAAUCACAAUAGACUAUACUGCCUUGGCCUUCAUGGCAAGGAUGCCAACACUUUCAUUUUAGUACUUAAUCUGCAAGUUUACAUUAGGCUGUAGCUAACUUUGUGUGUUCCUUUUAAAAUAUAUUACCUCAGUAUUUAUAUGCUUCGGUUCCAUUCAACCCUUCCAGGAAACAUUUCUGUGCUGUCUAAACAAGUAUUAUGAGCUUCAACUAACUUCAUGUUUUUCUAUCACAUCAAUGUAUUUUUUUUCUACUACUAUAUCAAAGACCGUAACUAAACAUUAUUGAAAGUUUAAGUUUGCCAUUGGAGGUUAAGAUCUUUGCAAUCUUGAAUGACUAAAACCUGUUAUGAUAUAUGAAUAAAGGAUAGUUUAAAUUACAACUCUCCCAGUUCAGUCAAAUUUGUUUUUAUAUUCAAUCAAUUACAAUAGUUGUGGUUACACACCGCAAGGUUGAAAUGUGUAUUUGGUACAAUCAUGUUUUGUGUUUGCAGAAAGGACUAAAGAAUGUGUUUGAUGAGGCAAUUCUGGCUGCCCUGGAGCCUCCGGAACCCAAGAAGAGGCGCAAAUGUGUGCUGCUCUGAGCAUUUCCUCUCCUAUUGGUUAGCGCAUUUCAACAACAUUACUUGGACAAAAGCAAACCAUUGUUGCACAAGAGUACUUCAAUCCUAUUGGUAACUGAUACAAAUACUUAAAAAAUGUUUGCAAAGUAGUGUGCGUGUGGACUUAAUUGAAAUAGAUUGAUCUCUACUAGAUCCUGUGAUAAUUACCCUCUCUAAAAAAAAUAGUAAACUUCUUUCCUAGAGCCAUCUCAGUAUUUAAAAGUUAAGACUGAAGCCACCAAUCUGUUUGUCUGAAGAGUUCAAGGGUCAGACGCAAAGCUGAUGAUUGGGAUCAGUGACAACAGAACAAACCCCUUUCAUGUUGAAGAGUGUCAGGGCAGCGUUGCCAGUGAUUUAUAAAGAAUUCAUGUUUUUAGGUGUAUAUAAUGCCUUUGUGAACACCUGAUGUUAACAUAAAUCCCCCUUCAACUGGGAAAGUGAUGGCUUCGGUAAGUCUGUAUUGAACAAUAUAUACAGAAUGUCAGGGCUGUAUAGUAUUUUAUUAAAUGCCUUGUCUGUCACAUUGUACGGUUUCUGCAUUCCAGGCACUUAAGUCUUAACGCAAAUUGUUGCAGUGUAAACUCAAGACUUUUGCUUUAGGAAAUAAAUUGUUCCUCUGACAGGAACUACACCUUACAGUAUAUUUAUUUGUUUUAUACAAAAUAAGACUCUUAAUGUUGACAAAAUGUGAGAAGUGCAUUUCUUUAAAUGUAUCAACAUAAUAAAGCUUAGAAUUCUCAAGUGUG